UAAAACUGUUGAUGAGUCUAGUGGUUUGUUAGGAUGAUAAUAGGACAGUCAUGCUGGGUGCUGCUGGCAGUCGUGCUACUGUCCCCAAUCCAUGCCGAAAAGAAGAACACCGACAAUGUCGAUAAGGCCAAUGAUGGCGAGAAAACUCAGGAGAAGUUAUCAACGUCUCUCAAGCUCGCCGAUGAAGACGUCAAAAACAGGACGAGUAAAGUACGAGGAAUAGUGGCAUCCGAAGUCCAGUCUCUGCUUGGUGGAAACAGAGAAAACGCGAGCAGGGAUCUGAUGUUACCAAUCAGCAUGGAUAUAGCAAAGAUCAUAUCCAACGAUUCCGAUUCCGAGGAGAGCGAGGAGGAGGACGAGGACGAGAUGCCCGAGGCUUUACCUGAAGCUCAAGAGCUGCGGUUAGUUAGAUCACAAGAGCGACGACGGCCUAUAAUCAUUAAACCAAUGCGACCCUUAAGGCCGCCUCUUCCAAACAGGAGGAAUGUUUACACAGGUUUAUCGAGGCCCCCUGUGAUGCGACCAACUAAACGGCCGAAUGAUCCGAAGAGGAGGCCUACGGAAAACGAAUGCACUUUCUUCACGAAGACGGUGUGUCUCGAGGCCAACGAUUAUCCGCACGAAGCAAUAAUAAGAAGUUUAAGGUCUAAUAAGGAAAUGGUAUCCGCAUUAUUGACCGAUUAUAAAGCGCAAGACGGAAGCGCGGAAGAAAAAUUGCCAAGCGCCCUACCGUUGGAAAAUAAAUACGAGAACAGAUACGAGAAUAAUGAAAUUAAAAGACGAUCUGACAAUCCCUUCGACAACGUAGAGGAGGGUUUCACCUGUCCAUCAACUGUCAAAUAUGCUCGCCCACAAUUAGCAAGAGCUGCUUCCGGAGUAUGGAAGUAUAUAAUAAACACAGGUGAACACACCCAGACGAUACGAUUGGAGAAAUGUUCCAAUCCACAAUCAAGUUGCUCAUUUAUCUCAGAAAACUAUCGUUCUUCCUGCGUACAAAUCUAUAACUACCACAGAUUGCUGACCUGGGACCAGAAACUAGGACUUCAUAUGGACAUAUUCAAAGUGCCGACCUGUUGUAGUUGUCACGUGCACGGCUACGCCGAGAUCUUUCCGCCGCAUCAAAAGGAUCCUCCGAUAAAGCCCAAGGAAACGUUUCCAGGCGCUGAUUUCGCUUCGAUCAACGACCAGAAGGACGAUUUUCAAGAUCUUAACAAGGCUAUCGUCCUUAAUCAUAUUACCAAGUAUACUCCCAGCUUAAACUUCGAUUCCAUGUCCAGCAAUAAGAAACCGGUGGUGGAGAUCAAUCCGACGAGUAGACCCAGCUUUACUUUGCCUGGCAGUAGAACCAGACCGAAAAAGCCCUCGCCUAUCCCGCGGCCGUACGACAAAUUACCACAACAGCAUGCGCCCAAUACGCGAGCACCAGGUUACAAAGGACCAUUGACCAAGAGCAGCAGGCCCAAUCGACUCAACAGGCCACCUUUCAGACGAGAAUCCACCGCGCACGAAGAUUACACGGAGACUUCCCGUAAUACGACUAACCGAUAUAGCCAGCCAUACGAUCAGGACGUAGAUGCCACGUCAAGACUGCAGAACGGAGGUUUUGACGAAGAGUACCAAGAGCCACAAAGAAGAAUCAAUUACAACUAUCACCCAAUUAUAGACUUUUUCAAGCCGGAGGCUUCCAUGUUGCAAUCCGCAGAACCGCAACUCGCCACCCAGCCGACACCGGUCCAAAGCGACAAUAACGCGUGGAAGCCGAUGAUAUCUUAA
Messenger RNA from Cyphomyrmex costatus, 1773 nucleotides. It is a transcript of the gene NT1, whose product is annotated as Neurotrophin 1. NCBI's taxonomy places the organism in Eukaryota, Metazoa, Arthropoda, Insecta, Hymenoptera, Formicidae. Gene Ontology annotation, molecular function: growth factor activity; Toll binding. The coding region runs from base 34 to 1773 and encodes 579 amino acids. The record is from RefSeq and is a predicted model, not a curated record. The transcript is spliced from 10 exons. Gene Ontology annotation, cellular component: extracellular region. Gene Ontology annotation, biological process: central nervous system formation; innate immune response.